This is a messenger RNA of Dissoconium aciculare CBS 342.82, 2016 nucleotides long. RefSeq lists its product as uncharacterized. The record is from RefSeq and is a predicted model, not a curated record. The transcript has a single exon. Bases 121 to 1641 code for a protein of 506 amino acids. Lineage: Eukaryota; Fungi; Ascomycota; Dothideomycetes; Mycosphaerellales; Dissoconiaceae.
ACCAUAUCACUCCACGAUUGUCGUUCGAAUGAGCAGGCCUAACAAGCAGGACUAAAAGGUCUCGAUCGUUAGCCUGGAUAGCCAUACGAUGCAUGGUUUUGAGAUGCUUAUUCGACUAUAAUGGCUGCACCCACACCGGAGAGCGACAUUCUUGAAGCACGAGACCCUGCGCUGGAAGAUCAGAGCGACGAAUGGCCCGAGUUCAACCUCAGCAACGCACUGGUCCACCUGCCCGAUCACCCGGAUGCCAUUGUCAGCCUUCUCGAGGCGUCGCAGAAUUAUCCCGUGACGGUAGUGGGAACGCUGGACACACCCACCGACGAGCGCUUCCAGCUGUACAAAGGGCCCGCAUAUCAGAAGCGCACAAGCAUGCAGAUUGAGAAUGUGCGAUUCUUCUCAUACGGUCAAUACCCGGAUGGCAGCAUCGCAUUAUGGGCGCCGGGAAAGGCAGGAUGGUUCACACUGCAGCCAAAUCGAGCCUACAAACGAACCUAUGCAGGAAUGAUCGAUGCCGUCCAGACCUUCUAUUACAUCGCAGAUGCAUACCGUGAGCCGAGAAGAUCAGGAAAAGGAAAGACGAUGACAACCUUACCGCACUACACCGCCGAUGAGUUUUUCGAGAAAUAUGCGAAAGAUCCGAAAUCAAGCUUUGUUACUUCCACAGACGCAGCAGAGCACAUAUACCACCACAAAGAGGCCCUCUUGUCAUUUAUGGUGACCGGAAAGGAGGACAUAACGUGGUCAAAGAUCCCCCUUUAUAUCCACCUAAUACGCAAGUUCCCAGAAGUACAUGCAGAGAUCAGGCAAAGGAUAAAACCACCUACCACGUCAAGUCACCCGGCAACAGGGACAGACGCGCAAAAUAAAGCUGACGAGACGGCAUCUACGACGAGCAGCAGCAGCAGAUCGCGCCGUGAGAGGCCGCAGAGAGGUACACAUCGCUCGUUGAACGAGACGUUGAAGUCGGAAAAUUCCAUUGAGGAUGGCCUGCAUCCUGCGACGCCUAUGAAAGACUCGGACAGCGACUCCGAUGUGCCUCGAAGGAAGGGCAAGUCGGUGCUCAGACUCAAACCUUCGAAGGCGGGCAAGACCGAGCCUCGCGCAAGCGGGAAGGCUCCUGUAGAUCACAGUGGCAUCCUCGAUGACGCACAAUCACCGAGCGGAGGAAAGAGGAAGCAUUUCAUUGAAGGAGAUUUGCACCGCCCACCGAAAAGGCAGAGCAGUCGGGCCCUCUCGGACGAAGGCAUUGACAUACCUUCCUCGCCUGACAAUACGGAUAGCAACGCCGACAGUCGGACCUCUGCUAACAAGAUGAUACAUGACAUGACCUAUCCUGCCAACGAUCCCGGACAGGAAGAUACCUGGACAUGCGCGCUUGACGGCUGUCGGUACAAAAUAUACGGCGCCCUGAAGCCUGAGUCGCAAAGACUGAUCAAAGAACAUUACGAGCUACAUGCAUUCGAUGAUGACGAACGUGUUCGGCUUGUAAAGAGGCUACAGGAGCCGAGCCUGCCAGCCGGGCACUUGAUGGAGCGCGUGAAGAUGCAGGCAAAAUCGGAAGGCUUUCCCAAGUCAAGUCUCGCUGGUACGAGAUAUCCAGAUUCAAUACCAAUCAGGACGGGGGUGGUACAGAAAUAUUAACAUGGUCAUAAGGGAAAGGAAUAGGGCGACUAUUUGUACAUUGGCAUCAAGAGCAUUGGCGUUCGGAAAUUAAGCUGGAGCCCUGGAGCUUUGAUUUGUUAGGGUUUGGGCAAGUCCAUAUCACUUGGGCUUUGGGGGGUUUUACGAGCAGUAUGAUAUCAGCAUCGCAAACUUGAAAUGAUAUUCGAACAUUCGGUCUUCAUUGUCUCAAACUCAUCGCGAGCACGACUCUUGUGUGCUUGUGUUCCAAGUUUGGCUCGGCAGCGCGAGAGGGACUAAAGUCUGUAAGCGUGAAUGAGCAUCUGUGAAAAGCAGUAGACAAGAAGAACGCUCCACUCGCACAAUAGCGGAAGUCCGCACAGAGAACCUCAAUCA